Molecule: messenger RNA, 1993 nt
Organism: Monopterus albus (swamp eel)
Lineage: Eukaryota; Metazoa; Chordata; Actinopteri; Synbranchiformes; Synbranchidae
Product: transmembrane protein 237A
Exons: 14
Coding region: 203-1432 (409 amino acids)
Biological process (GO): cilium assembly
Cellular component (GO): ciliary transition zone
Source: RefSeq, a predicted model, not a curated record
UUUGAAGAAACAGGAAAACAGGACGUCUUGUGUGCGACGUGUAAAUACGUUCGGGUAACCGCUUGUUCUGCUUGAAGAAUGUAAAUACAGGUCACGUUUGCUGACUUCUAAACUCUUGUACUUGUUAAAAUAUACUUAUCAGCUAAAUUAUUAUUUAAGUUGUUGAAUAUUUAAAGGAGAGGUUUCGGGAGACAUUUCAAGUAUGGAUUCGGGAGAUUCAAAGACGAUGCGACUCAGGGAGCUCCCGCCUCUUCCACAGCGAGGGCAGCGAGCUCUCCCCACAUUGCCAAGUCAAGACACAUCUGGACAACUUCCAGCUUCAAAACAUAAGAAGAAGAGGGUGAGAAAGGAGACAAAUAUGGUUGAUGAUAUGGACGAUCCGGGGAUGGAGAUGGGAGGUCCAGCCAGCAGGAGGGUGUCUGGAAUCAGACAGCAGCUUACCCUUGAACCCAUGUCGGACGCACCUCCACAGAGGAGGAAGAAGAAAAAGAAAACUGCCACUAUAGAUCUUGAGGAUGACCAAGCUGACCUAGUGAAUGGAGACGCAGCGGAUCAGACCAAUGAUGGAGAGGAAGUGGUCAAAAAACCCAGAAAGAAAAAGAAGUCAAAUGUCAUUGAAUCACAGCCUCUCGAUGAGUUGGAUUUAGAAGAGGAUGAUAUUGCAACAGACGCUCUGCCCCCUAUCCCCCAGCAUUCUCUGUUCUCAGCCCCACAGGGUCAGAGUCUGCCAGUCAGGAAGGUCUUUGUAGAGAGGAACAAGCAUUUCCAUGCAACAGAGCGCACAGACCGGAGGCAGACCAGCGACCAGAGAGAUAACAUGACAGACUUCCAGCACACGCAGCCGCUCUGGACCACCAGAGAUGUGUCUGUCAGUGUGCACACAGGCUUCAGGGUUCUUGGUCUGUACUGUCAUGGCUUCUUGGCCGGCUUUUCUGCAUGGAACAUUGUGGUGGUGUACAUGCUAGCCGGGCAGCACCUCACCACGCUGUCCAACCUACUGGAGCAGUACCACAGCCUGGCUUACCCCUCCCAGUCUCUGCUCUAUAUGCUGUUGGCCAUCAGCACUGUGGCCACCUUUGACAGAGUGAACCUGGCGAAAAGCACCAUGGCUCUGCGAGAGUUCAUCACACUGGAACCUAUGGCUCUCGCCUCAUUCCUGUAUUUCUCAGCGUUGGUCCUCUGUUUGAGCCAGCAGAUGACCAGUGAUCGAAUCAACCUCUACUCAUCCUUCAACACAACAUUAUGGCCUCCAGGUUUAGAACACCAGCUUCUCCACCCGUGGGUGACAGUUAACCUGGUAGUGGCGUUGUUCGUGGGCCUGGCUUGGAUCUUUGUUGUCAUCCAUCCUGAAACAGACUACACUGAGGGUUAUCUGAUGACCAUGGAGACUGAGCCUCCCAAACCAGAGGACAAAUUAGAAAUGGCUGCCUGAGAAAAAAUGACUGUAUAUCUGCUCCAACACUACAGCUUUUCAUUUGCACACAUUUCUGCAGUGUAUUUUGUCACUGUAUUUUGAACUCUGGAUGUGUUGUACUCUAGACUAUUAUUUAUUUUUGACAUAUGAAUGUGCUUAUCCCUUUCUAAAUAUGAGGUUUUAUCCAACAUGUUUUCAUUUCAUAGAAAAAGAAGAAAGCACCAGAGUACUCAGGAAAUUCAGUUCACAGAUGUCGAAAGUGCUCAAGGUCACUUUAAAAUUUCGUUAUACAUGUUACAAUGACAGUAAAGGAUUGUUUUAUUUCAUUCUAAUGUUAAUAAGCACUUCAUUAAUGGGCUUUAGUCCAGAUGUCCUGCAUGAGUCUAACAGUACAUGGGAAAGCUUUGACUAAUUAAUUAAAGCUAAAACAAAACAGCAAAAUGUCAAACUCUGAGGAGAAUUUAUUAGCAGCCCAAAAGUUGUAUGCAUUAAUUACUUAUAUCUAAGAUAAUCUUUUAUUGUCAUUGUAACAGGUACAAUGAAAUUUUGGAGUGACCUCCAGUCAGUACACCAAUAGAA